Molecule: messenger RNA, 757 nt
Organism: Spinacia oleracea (spinach)
Lineage: Eukaryota; Viridiplantae; Streptophyta; Magnoliopsida; Caryophyllales; Amaranthaceae
Product: mitochondrial intermembrane space import and assembly protein 40 homolog
Exons: 4
Coding region: 154-591 (145 amino acids)
Biological process (GO): protein import into mitochondrial intermembrane space
Cellular component (GO): mitochondrial intermembrane space
Molecular function (GO): protein-disulfide reductase activity
Source: RefSeq, a predicted model, not a curated record
ACUUUAGACGAGAGACGGCCUCGCGGGACUAUGUGACUCACUGUAGUCACUGUAGUCGUGUUCCCUUGCUCGCUGGAACGAGGUUACUUCUCUGGAUCAAUUGUCAACUUCUUUUGUUACUUUCUGUGCAGCAACCAGCAACGAAGCUAGAAAAUGGGUCAAUCUCAAAGUGAUUCGUCCGCGUCCACCAUUGAUGAGACCCCAAAGGAGAACUCAAAUGCCCCACCUUCUUCCUUGGAAUCUCUAAUUGCAGAGGCAGCAGCAUACGGUGAUAGCGAGAAUGAGUCUAUUGAUGCAAAAGCUAGAAAAGCGUUGGAAUGCCCAUGUAUAGCUGACUUGCGAGAAGGCUCAUGUGGGAGUCAAUUCUCAGAGGCCUUCCUCUGUUUUCUUAAGAGCACUGCUGAAGAAAAGGGCUCCGACUGUGUGCAUCCGUUUGUGGCAUUGCAAAGUUGUAUAAAGGCCAAUCCAAAUGCAUUUUCAAAGGAUAUUGUGGGAGAUGAUAAAGUCAAGGAAGAAGUGUCUUCUGCAAAUUACAGAAUACAUCCACCAAAAUGGUCUUUAGAAUCCCAAAGUCCUAAACCUAAACUGUAAACCGUAGAGAAAAUUAUUCACCCCAAAAUUUGCGCAAAACUUCCUUUGUCUAUUGGCAUGCAUGUUUUAUGAGUAGUAAAGAACAAUCUAGCACCACGGCUUGUUGUAUGCAGGUUGAUUGCUCGAGGAUAGAAAUGAAAAGAUAGCUGAAAUGCUCUUUUGAGAA